UAACAGCUAUGCAAUUCUGAAACUGUACUACUUGCUGAUUUUGGAUUUUAAUGAUGACAGCUACAUUGCUCAAAGUAUAAAAAGGCAAAACGCAAAGAUCUCAAUUAGUCUUUGCAAGCUUCGAAAUGAAUAAGUUAGUGAUCGCCGUCCUUCUAAUCGCGAUCGGGCAAGUAGCUCACAGCUACUCGCCGUACAACAAGAUCGAGAGCAACCUAGGCAGUCGACAUAACGAGGAAGACGAAGACGAUGUUGAUUUAGGACAACUCUUUAAUCCCAGAAGUGAGACCGGAACCGAGUCCGAUGAGACCGGGAAACAUAGACAAGACCGUCCUUCCUUGAGUGUUAUCUGGGGACGCAAAGGUAAACCACAACACUAUCGGCAAAAUUAUCAAGGAGUAAACGAUUAUGAACAAAUGUCCCAAUACGGACAAUACCAAGGGCAGGGCCAGGGCUCCGUGGCUUCGGAGCAGCCUUGGCAGCAACAUCAACACCAGCAGAAACAACAAUCCCAUUAUGGAAGUUAUGACUACGAUUCUAAUAACGGUCAGAGGGUCGGUGUGAAAGGCAUUGAAUCGUUUCAAGGGGAUUACCAAUACCAAGGCCAGAAUCAACACAACAUCAAUCCUCAGGAUUCCCAUUAUGGUUCCAUGACCAGAGACUUUUUGAAUGAAGGACAACAAACAUACGACAACUUAAGGAAACGUGUAUUCCACUCCGAUGAACAACAACAGGGAGGGCGGUUUGUUGUAAACCAACAAGGAAAACGCGAUAAUCAGCAAGAUUCAGAUGAAAAUGAUUCGGUCUAUAAAAAGAACUCCGUAAGAGGAUCUUACCUAUAAAGCCCUUAUUGACACUUUGCUAACUGUUAAUACAGCUUGCAUGUAAAAUAAAUGGUUCGAUUUCA
Molecule: messenger RNA, 904 nt
Organism: Photinus pyralis (common eastern firefly)
Lineage: Eukaryota; Metazoa; Arthropoda; Insecta; Coleoptera; Lampyridae
Product: protein kinase 4-like
Exons: 3
Coding region: 126-839 (237 amino acids)
Source: RefSeq, a predicted model, not a curated record